Molecule: messenger RNA, 1636 nt
Organism: Prosopis cineraria
Lineage: Eukaryota; Viridiplantae; Streptophyta; Magnoliopsida; Fabales; Fabaceae
Product: probable disease resistance protein At4g33300
Exons: 3
Coding region: 797-1345 (182 amino acids)
Biological process (GO): defense response to fungus
Source: RefSeq, a predicted model, not a curated record
UCCGUAUUCUCCGACAGGUUCUUUCUCUCUAACCUUGGCUCAUGAUCAAUCAUCUCAUUUCACAAUUUUAGCAAAAAGGAUCAACUUGCUUCGAUCAUCAGGUUGUGAGAAGUUGUGGAGGUUUCCCAUUAGCGAUCAAAGUAAUUGGCGGUGAACUCAGGGGCAGGCACCCUGAUAUCUGGAGAAAGAAGUCAAAAGAAUCCUCACAGAGCGCAGACUAUUCUCCUUCAGGGGCGCUUACUUAUCUCCAUAACUCAUUACAUUAAGUGUUUUGAAGGAUUUUGAAGCCGUUAGAGAAUUCUUCAUGGACCUUGGCUCAUUCCCUAAAAAUCAAGUUAUCCCUGUUACUGCCUUAAGCGACAUGUGGGCAGAGCUUUACCAGGAUGAUGAUGAUGGAAUAGAUGUGAUGAGCCACAUCCGCCAAUUGGCAUACAUGAAUUUGGUUGAUAAGGUGGUUCAAAGGCGAAUUGGAAGUGAUGAAGACAAUAGCCACAAUAACCACAUCCUAACCCAGCAUAAACUUCUCAGAGUUGGCCAACAAAUAUUCAAGGGAGGGCGCAGUAUUAGAGAGGAAAAGGCUAAUUCUUGGGAGUGACUCAGAGCUAGUUCUGUUCCUUUUCUAUCACUCCUCGCAGGAUCAACACGGCAAAGGACAGCUGCUCGUGUAUUAUCUAUAUCGACUGAUCAAAACGCCACUCCAAAUUGGUGCGACAAUAUUCAACCAACUGAAGCUGUGGUUCUAGUUUUGAAUAUUUUCAAGACUUCAGAUUACACGUUACCGAAAUUCACAAAGGCAAUGGGAAACCUGAAAGUUCUUAUACUCACUGGUUAUGCUUUCUGUUUCACCAAGUUAAGAAAUCUCAAGUUACUUGCUUCUUUAAGGAGCCUCAAAAGAAUCCAAUUGCAGCAUGUUUCUAUUCCGUCCCUUUGCGACUUGAAGAAUGUGACCAAGUUGUCAUUUUACAUUUGUCAAGUAAAGAAGGCUUUUGAGGAUAGUUCCAUCGAAUUCUCAUCAGCAUUGCCAAAACUGGAAGACUUGAACAUCGAGUAUUGCAAUGAUUUGGUUGCGUUGCCUUCUGGGCUCUGCUUUGUUGUCAACCUGAAGAAACUUGGCAUCAUUAGUUGCCACAAAUUUAUUGGACUACCCCAAGUUGAGAAUCUGGAAUUACUGCAGAUUAGUUACUGUGCUGACUUUGAAAAUUUGCCAGAGUCAAUCACGCAGCUGAGUCAUCUAAGAAUUCUAGGCAUCUCACACUGCGUAAUUAAGCUUGAGGAGAAUACCAGACAAAAUUGGGGAGCUGCAGAAUCUGAGAAAGCUUUAUAUGACAGGUUGCUCAAUACAUGAAUUGCCAGACUCGGCCAUGAAAUUGGAGCAUUUAGAGAAGGUGAUAUGCGAUGACUGUACAUCUCAUUAUGGGAAGUGAUCAGUUCGGGGCUACCUAACCUCAAGGCAAACAUUGCCCAGACAAACAUUACCUUGAAUUGGCCUUCGGGCUGUCCUUUAAUUAAAAUCACAAACAAAUUGCUCCAUUGGUUUUGCUUGUUUCUUUUCAUCUUUUGUCGUUUGAAUCAAUCAUUUUUUGCUGUAAACUUGCACAAUCCUGUUAUGUCACUUAGACAGAUGUUUGUGUUUGAU